AUGGUUUGUGCGAAUUGUGAAAAGAAGCUUGGGAAAGUCGUGACCCCCGACCCGUGGAAAGCCGGAGCCCGGAACACGACCGAAGGCGGCGGACGAAAAGUGAACGAAAACAAGGCCCUAACUGCAACGAAAAACAGAUACAAUCCCUACUCAGCAGGCUUCAACAAGUGUAGGAUCUGCGGCCAAGUCGUGCAUCAGUCGGGUUCCCACUAUUGCCAAGGUUGCUCGUACAAGAAAGGAAUCUGUUCCAUGUGUGUACGAAAAACUACCGUCAGUCGUCAACCUGAGAGUUUCGUCAUGGUGAACACGGUGUCAAUAGUGUCCACGAUCGAAUCGGGACACCAGGACAUCAUUCAUGACGCGCAAAUGGAUCAGUUGGGUUUCCGCCUCGCUACUUGUUCUUCUGAUUGCAGCGUGCGAGUGUAUGACGUUCAGACGAAAGAAUUCGUCUCCGAACUGAGAGGACACGAAGGUCCUGUGUGGCAACUUGCUUGGGCUCCUUCUGUGUUUGGUUCUAUUUUGGCGUCUUGUUCUUACGACCAGAGGGUCAUCGUGCAAGAAGUGGGCGGUAAAUGGAACAGACUGCAUGAGUCCAAGGUGCACGAUGCUUCUGUGAACUCCGUUUGCUGGGGUCCGUCGGAGACUGGGCUCAUUCUCGCAGCGGGUAGCUCGGAUGGGUCCAUAAGCCUUCACAAAAGCACGAACGGGGUUUGGGACGUGACGAGGAUCAAGAAUGCUCACAAUUUCGGCUGCAACGCCGUCACCUGGGCAUUACAUUUGUCUCGUAAACCCCCGGGUGUUCAACGUCGCUUCGCUUCCGGUGGGAAUGAUAAUUGCGUAAAGAUUUGGUCGGAAACGUCGGACGGCUGGCGAGAAGAGACAAAGCUCGAAUAUCAUACAGAUUGGGUUCGGGAUGUUGCGUGGGCACCGUUUGCCGGCCUGCCGUUGAAUGUUAUCGCGUCGUGUUCUCAAGACAAGACGGUCGUCAUAUGGACUGAGGACAGUGGACGGUCUAGUGGAUCGUGGACUUCAUGUACGCUACCCGUGUUUGACGACGUGCUGUGGCACGUUAGCUGGUCCUUGAUGGGUCAACUUCUUGCCGUGUCCGGUGGCGACAACAAAGUUAGCUUGUGGAAAGAGGACAUGCGAGGUGAAUGGUUCGAGGUUAGCAAUCCUUCUGCGGAGAAAAACAAGGAAGUUGCUAACCGAUCUCCUCCUGCACCUGCGUCUACUUGA
Notodromas monacha is the source of this 1236-nucleotide messenger RNA. NCBI's taxonomy places the organism in Eukaryota, Metazoa, Arthropoda, Ostracoda, Podocopida, Cyprididae. The record is from the annotation of a GenBank genome assembly.